UUCACUGAUACGCAGAAAUGGCGUCGUGAAAGCACAUGCAACACUCUGCGUACUACUCAUGCUUCCAUUCGAGCUCAUAAUCGAAAUCCUCACUCGUCUCCCACUCACCACCAUCCUCCGAUUCCGUUCCGUAUGCAAGUCAUGGAAUUCCCUCAUCACCGAUCCCUCUUUCGCCCUCAACCAUCUCCAUGCAACCUCCACCCGCCGCCUCAUCUUCACGCGCCCCGCUGAUCCUUAUUUCACCGAUUACUCUCUCUCCUCCGCCUUCGCCUCCACCUCCGCCGCCGCAACUCGCCUCUUCCCGUCCGCUGUCCCCGGCUCCCACUUCCACCACUCCAUAGUCGGAUCCUGUAACGGCCUCCUCUGUCUCUUCACCGUUUCCAGAAAUCUCCUUCUCUGGAAUCCGUCCACCGGAAAGUUCAGAAACUUGCCGUCGUUGGAAGAUCAACGCUUCUCCGUCGUUACCUCGGGAUUCGGCUACGAUCACGUGACUCACAGUUACAAGGUGGUGGUUGUUCUUUACAUUAAGAAUCAUGAAUUCGACUCUAGGGUUCAUACUUUGGGAUCUGAUUCGUGGAGAAGGAUUCAGCACUUUCCUCUCAGCAGCACUGCGUGUUGUCCUGGAAGAUUCGUGAGCGGCAUACUUAAUUGGUUGGAUAAGAAUCGGUUCAUUGUUUCUCUCGAUUUGGCAUUGGAGUCGUAUCGACGAAUUUCGCUUCCUGAUUUCGGAGGUAACAAUACUGAUGAGUUUGAAUUGACAUUAGAGGUCUUCAAGAACAGUUUAUGUGUUCUCUCAUGCUGUAGCCAUUUCACUGAUGUUUGGAUCAUGAAGGAUUAUGGAAUUGCAGAGUCUUGGACUAAGCUGUUGUGUGUGCCUGAUUUGAUAUAUUAUCCUGAAUUCCUUGGAUUCGAUUUCAAUGUUCCGCGCGCUACAAGGGCGAUUUGUAUUUCCGACGAAGAUGAUGAGAUACUAUUGGAGCUGUGGUUGGACAUGGAGCAGAAGUUUGUUGUCUAUAAUUUCAGUGAUGACAGUUUUAGGCCUGCUGGCAUCGAGAAAUUUGGCGGCCGCGUAGCCUCGGAGGUUUGUGAGAAUUACUGAAAGCAAUGUCACUGGUAUGCUUGUUUGAUUUAGCCUUGAAGAAAUUAUAUUACUCUGUCAUGGUUAUUAACUACUCUAUUAUUAUAUGGAGAAUCCCAUAGGGUCCAAAAUCUGUUAACCAAUUCUGUUAGUGUGAGUAUAUAGAUAGAUAGGCUCUCUUAUGACUAGCUUUUAUAUUCAUCUUCAAUUGAUCUAUGAAAUCAUAGAUGAUAUUCAGUCAUUACAAUAUGUUUAAUUUCUAAUGUAUUUUUGAUAUUGUAACAAUAUGUUUUACAACU
Messenger RNA from Arachis stenosperma, 1377 nucleotides. RefSeq names its product F-box/kelch-repeat protein At3g06240-like. Gene Ontology annotation, molecular function: protein binding. NCBI's taxonomy places the organism in Eukaryota, Viridiplantae, Streptophyta, Magnoliopsida, Fabales, Fabaceae. The record is from RefSeq and is a predicted model, not a curated record. The transcript has 2 exons. The coding region runs from base 59 to 1099 and encodes 346 amino acids.